UUUACCUGCAAGGACAGUUUAUCAAUAGGGGACCAAAUUUCCUUAGAUAACAGACUGAUGUCUUCCUGCAUCUCUUAAGGAUAACACAUUUCCUUGAAACAAGAUUAGAACAACAAUUAGUAGAAAAACUGAACUUCUUAACUCACAAUUAGUGAUUUACAGGAAAGCUGGAUUUCCAAACUUAACUCUGAGACAAAUGAAAGAUGACUUGGGAAGCUACAAAAAUUGUCAGCAAUACAUACAGAAUGAAAUCAAUAACAAACAAACAAAAGAGGCUGGAAAACCCACCAGAAACUUAUUGACAUGAUAUGGGGGCAAAGUGAUUAAGAUUUAUACCAAUGUUAAUUGUGUCAAAGGAGAGAAGGGGGUGAAUAGAAGAGAUGUGGUGAAAGAAGAAUUGGCAAUAUUUUGUAAUAGUUUGAGCAAAGAUAUCUAGGAUGACCCAUAGACUGUGAAUCUGAGAGACUUGGAGGAUAGUGAUACCCUCCACAGUCAUAGAAAAAUUAAGAAAAGGGAAAAGGAUGAAUUUGACUUAGUCAUUUGUCAUAAUCAUUUAGGUUUUUCCUGAUUCAGUUUUGUUUGAUUUGGAUUUUUUCGUAUGUCUACAUAUUUUAAAAUAUUCAUCCUGUCAUUUUUAACCCUGUAAUCAUAUUCCCUCAGGAGUCACCUACAAUUUGUUCAGUAUUCCUAAAGCAAACAAACUCUUAGGAUUCUGGGUUUUUGUUUUUGUUUUAAUUUUCCUUGUCAGAAAUAAUCAAAGCUCUCUAUAUAAAUCACUUUAGUGUUUUAUUUUAUUUUAGUACUUUUGAAAACACAGAGAGCAGUACAUUGUAGUAGUAAAUGGUGAUAAGAAGAAAUGGAUAAUUUCACAUAUAUAAUUGAUAUAUUGCUUGCCUUCCCAAAGAAUGAGGAAGGAGCAGGAGAGAGAAGGAAAACUGGUAUCUCAAUUAAAAAAAAAAAAAGAAUGUAAAAUGGUUAAUAUAGCAAUGUUUUGCUUGAUUUUGCAGAUGUAAUCGCUAUCAAAUUGCUUGUCCUAUCAAAGAAAGGGAGAGAGAAUUUGGAACUCAAAAAAAAAAAAAUUAAUGAUUAUCAAAAAUUGGCAUGUAAUUGGGAAAUAUUUAAUAAAUUUUAAAAUACAUUUUUAAAUUAAUGUAAAAACAAAGAUAUAGUGAGAUGAGUGAAUGAGUGGGGGAGAGGGGAGAAAUGGAUUUUUCGUUUCACAUUUAAUAGCUGUACCACCCAUCGGCAAGACUUCUUGAGCCUUAUCAUUUUUCCCCUUAUAAUACUUUCAUUACCAUAUAAGAGCAGGAAGAAACUUCAGAGUUCAUCUAAUUCAAGUUCGUCAUGAAGAAAUCGAGAUUUAGCGGCAUAAAAUAGUAUUACUAGGGAUAGGUGGGAAAGCUGAAGCGGGAUUAAAUCUAAGAAUUCCCAGACUCAUUCUGGAGCUCCGCGGUACUUCAAAAGAGAGUCCGAAAAGCACUCUGGGAAUCGUAGUUCUGAAAAACUGCGUGUCCUGGGGAACUUUGGGAAACGAAGUUUUGAUACUCAACGCGGCCGAAAUCACGGACGCUCAAUAAUGUGGUUGCGCGCGCAUCAAAGUCGCCAUAACAGUGACAAUUCUCUUAGAAGUGGCUCAGGAUUUGUUUCCUCUACAAUCCGAGGGAUCCCAAACAGCAGUACUCACGAAUGUAUGCAGAUCUCCACUGUGAAUCUGAAGGAAAUUAACUUCCCUCCAGAAAGGCAACUCUGAAGCAAUGUUACAAUAUCAGAUGGAGAGAUGUUGGCUCUGAAUAAGAUAAUGUCAGUUCCUCUAUGCCCCAAUAUUCUGGACGUACAUGAACGAGACAGGUUAAUAAAAGGUGCUUCUAAGAAACAGAUCACCAUUCUAACAAGAGAGAAAUUCAACUCUGAGGCUUCUCGACAGAACUUCAGGUAUUUUCCGUAUUCAGAAAAGGCUGGACCCCGGGAGGCUGUAAACCAACUCUGGGAACUCUGCUUUCAGUGGCUGAGGCCAGAGAUUCACACAAAGAAGCAGAUCCUAGAGCUACUGGUGUUGGAGCAAUUCCUGACCAUCUUGCCCAGUGAGAUUAGGAUUUGGGUGAAGUCCCAGUAUCCAGAGAACAUUGAGGAGGUGAUCACCUUAGUGGAAGAUUUGACUCAAAUACUUGAUGAGAAAGCUGUAAGUUCUCAAGAUCCUGCUCUUCUCCAAAAGGGAAGCAUAGAAGAGGAAAAGUCUACUGUGCUCCCAGUAGACAGAUUUCAGGAAUCAGUGACAUUCAAAGAUGUGGAUCCGGACUUCACUUGGGAAGAGUGGACUCAACUGGCUCCUGUUCAACAAGACCUCUACAAGGAAGUGCUUCUGGAGAACUAUAGGAAUCUGAUUUUUCUUGGGCUUUCGAUUCCCAAACCAGAUGUGAUCUCCCAGUUAGAAUGUGGGGAAAUGCCAUGGACACUGGAGAAUGAAGCCUCGAGAGCCAUCUGUCCAUAUUUUGAUACUGAGCCUGAAGCAAAGGAGCCAUUUUUAAAGUGGGAAACUUCUGUAGAAAAACUAUCUCAGAGGACAAUAAUGGAAAGACCUACAAGACAUAGUUCCUGGGACUCCAAAUUAGGAGAAACCUUUAAAUUUCAAGGCCCAUUAGUGAAGGAACAGAGCCAACAAGAGAAUCAUUUGAAACAAGUGAUGAUCACACAUGAGAAAACUCUAAGUAAGGAACAAACCUCUGAAAGUAAUGAAUUUGAGAGACACUUUGACCUGAGAUCAAUCCUAAUUACUCAACAGAAAAUUCCCAUAGUAAAUGGUGUUUAUAAAUAUAAUAUUCAUGGAAAAUAUUUCAAAGAUAAUUCACAACUAAUUAAAUGCCCAAGAAUCUACACAGCACAGAAAUCUUUUACAUAUAAUGAAUUUGAGAAAUCCUUUAAACCUAUUUCACAGUUGAAACUUUGCUCUACCCAUCAUUCUGCAGAGAAAUCCUAUAAAUGUAAUGAAUGUGGGAGAGCUUUCACCAAGUGGGCGAAUCUUACUCGACAUCAAAGAAUUCAUUCUGGAGAGAAGCCUUAUAAAUGUGAUGAAUGUGGGAAAGCUUUCACACAAAGGACACACCUUACACAGCAUCAGCUUACUCAUAUUGGAGAGAAACCAUUUAAAUGUAAUCAAUGUGGGAAAGCCUUUUUCCAGAGGACACACCUUGUUCAACAUCAGCAUACACAUAUUGAAGAAAAACCCUUUAAGUGUAAUGAAUGUGGGAAAGCCUACAGUUCUGUUUCACAACUUAAUCUUCAUCAAAGAAUUCAUUCUGGAGAGAAAACCUAUAAAUGUAAUGAAUGUGGUAAAGCCUUUACCAAAUGGGCAAAUCUUACUCGACAUCAGAGAAUUCAUUCAGGAGAGAAACCCUAUAAAUGUAAUGAUUGUGAGAAAGCCUUCUCACAAAGAGCACACCUUACUCAACAUCAACUUAUUCACAUUGGAGAAAAACCAUUCAAGUGUAAUGAAUGUGAGAAAGCUUUCAUCCAGGUUGCACAGCUUAAUCUUCAUCAAAUAAUUCAUUCUGGAGAAAAACCUUAUAAAUGCAAUGAAUGUGGGAAAGCUUUCACCCAAAGGACAAUUCUUACUCAACAUCAAAAAAUUCAUUCUGGUGAGAAACCCUUUAAAUGUAAUGAAUGUGGAAAAGCCUUUUCUAAGCGGUCAAAUCUUACUCAGCAUCAGCAUACUCAUAUUGAAGAGAAACCAUUUAAAUGCAAUGAAUGUGAGAAAGCCUAUAGUUAUAUUUUACAGCUUAAUAUUCAUCAAAGAGUUCAUUCUGGAGAGAAACCCUAUAAAUGUAAUGAAUGUGGAAAAGCCUUUACCAAGCAAGUGAUCCUUACUCAACAUCAGAAAAUUCAUUCUGGAGAAAAACCCUAUAAGUGUAAUGAAUGUUGUAAAGCUUUUACCAAGCAAGCUAAUCUUACUCGACAUCAGAGAAUUCAUUCUGGAGAGAAACCUUAUAAAUGUAAUGACUGUGGCAAAAGCUUUACCCAGAAACCAAACCUUAUUCAACAUCAAAGAGUUCAUGCUGGAGAUAAAAGCUUUGUACAGGGUACACAUGUGACUAAUGUUUGUUGAGUUCAUUCAAAUUAAUGUAUUUUGCCAAAAUCUAAGUAGCUUGUCUAAAGCAUCACCCUGAUCUACAGUUGUUCAGUUAAAAAAGAAAAAAGAAAAGACCAUUUUAGUCUGUCAUGACCUGUUGUGAUAAAGAUAUUUUUACUUUAAAUAAUACUUGUUUUUGAAACUGUUCACAAAUCAUGCUGUAGUAAAGUGUUCUAAAACACUUUCUGCAAAAGAUAGAAGUCAGACUCACUGGUUUGGCCUUUUAUCUUUUAAAAAUAUGAUCUACAAGGAUGGACAGAAGCAGCUACACCCAAAGAAAGAACACUGGGAAAUGAAUAUAAACUGCUUGCAUUUUUGUUUUUCUUGCCGGGUUAUUUAUACCUUCUGAAUCCAAUUCUCCCUGUGCAAUAAGAGAACUAUUUGGUUCUACACACAUAUAUUGUAUCUAGGAUAUACUGUAACCUAUUUAACAUGUAUAGGACUGCUUGCUAUCUGGGGGAGGGGGUGGAGGGAAGGAGGGGAAAAAUCGGAACAGAAGUGAGUGCAAGGGAUGGGUUCUGUCAAUAAAAAAUUAUUUAAAAACAAAAAAUUAAUUAAUUAAUUUAAAAUAAUAAUAAUAAAAUAAAAAUAUGAUCUAUUUAUGUCCUUUUACUUUAUAUUACUGUCAUUUCUAGGGGAAAAAAUUCUUCAGAUUGGACAUUCCUUCGAGAAAAACAAUUAAGUACAAACAUUCAGUACAGUGACUGCCUCUGACAAUACAUACGACAUUCUGCCCUAUUAACCCCUACUUUUCUACUUCUCUACUGUGAAAAGAAAGACCUCUUAUUGUUCUCUUUCACCUAUUCAAGGUUCAGAUUCCUUUUUAAAAUUUUUUUUAUAUUGUUCUUUUGGUUGUCUUUUUAACUUUUCUAAAAAGUAGAAUGUUUGCCCUUCCUCUAUCCUAAGAUUCCUCUCAUAUUUUUCAAACUUUUUCAAAUAUCAUUGAUAUGGCUCAGUCCAAUCUAUCAGUUCUUUUCAUAUUCUAACAUGUCAUUCAUCUGUAUCUGGUAAUUUGAACUUGUUGAGUGUUACAAGAUGUUUACUUUGACCUAACCAGUUUUCUUUCCCUAUCCUUCCCAAUCCGAAGAUCAUUCCUCUUGAAAGAGGGAAGAGAUAUAAAGUAAGAACUCAUGUACUUCAGCCUUGUAUAUUAUAAUCAGUCCUUAAAAUAGAGGUACACUCUUGUCCUUUCUUCUUUUACCAACAUAGCUAAAAUAAUACUUUUGUUUUCCUCAACUCUAACCUCAGCUGGCGUCCAGAUGCCAGCUUUAGCUCAUUCGUUGUAUUAUCAUUCCUGACAUAGUUCUUAAAAGAUAAUGCUACAGUUUUAUAUUCAACCUCCAAUACUUGAGACUUUAAUCUCCUAUAUGAGUCUUUAUUAAAGGCUGCAUUAAGGUGUUCCUUGUUCUUACAUUUCAAUGUCUUUAAUCUUAUCAGACUCUCAUUCUCAAGAGCAUUAAUUUUCCCUUCAAUGUAAUAGUACAUUAAAUGCCAUGUACUCUUCUCUGAAUUUCACAAAUCCUUUCUUCUAAAAUAAAAGGUAAACAUCA
Messenger RNA from Antechinus flavipes (yellow-footed antechinus), 5673 nucleotides. RefSeq names its product zinc finger protein ZFP2-like. Gene Ontology annotation, biological process: regulation of transcription by RNA polymerase II. NCBI's taxonomy places the organism in Eukaryota, Metazoa, Chordata, Mammalia, Dasyuromorphia, Dasyuridae. The record is from RefSeq and is a predicted model, not a curated record. Gene Ontology annotation, molecular function: RNA polymerase II cis-regulatory region sequence-specific DNA binding; DNA-binding transcription factor activity, RNA polymerase II-specific. The transcript has 6 exons. The coding region runs from base 1778 to 4099 and encodes 773 amino acids.